AUGCGUUUGAGAAAACCAAUCAAGCUAGAGAAGGGGACAAUCACUCUUGCUUUUCCAUUCAAGGAAGGCAUUAUGAUUGGGGUUGAUUCUAGAAUCACGCGGAAACAAACUAUAGUUUCAGACAAGAAGCAGAAGUUUUUUGAAAUAUCAUCUAACAUAUUUUGUACAAUGAUGGGGAGAGUUCAUGUCUUGGAAAACAUGGCCCUAUAUGUGCAGCAAAAGGUAAAGAGCGAAGAACGUCUUCGCUGUGCACCUGCAACAGUUUCAUAUGCAGCAGAAAAGGCGCUUGAACAUUUAGAGUACGAAUUCAGUGACUGUGAAUAUAUGGAGGAUGAAGAGGAAUUAAUAUUUGGCACUAUCAUCGCUGGAUGGCAAAAAACAACGGUAACCAACUGA
Rosa rugosa (rugosa rose) is the source of this 396-nucleotide messenger RNA. RefSeq lists its product as uncharacterized. Lineage: Eukaryota; Viridiplantae; Streptophyta; Magnoliopsida; Rosales; Rosaceae. Bases 1 to 396 code for a protein of 131 amino acids. The record is from RefSeq and is a predicted model, not a curated record. The transcript is spliced from 3 exons. Gene Ontology annotation, cellular component: proteasome core complex.